AAUUUGUAAGGGUAUAAGUAAAUGGUGUUGUUAUUCAUUAAAUGGCAGUCGUUCAUAUGACAGGGUAGUGCAACGUGAAAAAUGAUUUUGCAUUGUUUGUUGGUGUUAUUGUUUUCAUCUGCAUCCACAUCUGAUUCUUCGGCUGCCUUCAACUUUGAUUAUCCCAACCUUAAAGAUGAUGUCUAUGAGCAACCAGUCAAUUUAUUAACGCCGAAGAAAACACCUCAUGAGAAGAGUGUGCCAGUCGACCGCAUACAGAUCAAGUCGGGUGCAGAGUCCUGGGCACCAUAUGAUUUCUCAAAGUUGGAGUGGUAUCUCAACAACGAGGCAGACGAUGCGCGACAAAAUAACAGGAUAAAGAGGAGAGCCAAGCAGAGGCGACGUGGCCGAGGUGGCAGGCGUCGGGGGGCACAAACUACCACACCUAUAUACGAGCCAAAGAACAUCAGCACCACAGAAGUGCCGGUGGCGAGGCGUGGAGACUGGGAUCUAAGACAGGCUGCGCGUAAACGCAAAAAGAGCAAAAAAGAGAAGCCAAAUUACGAUACUUACGACCCGCCGAUCAGGGAGUGGGAGAGCGGCUUCGUGGAGAUGCCGAAGGACCUAUACCAAGCACACUUGAGGCCGGGUGUCAUCUUCAGGAUACACAUGGCAGAAGCUAUUCUCAAAAUGCAGUACAGAAAUUACGGUGAAGACAAAGACGAGUCGGUAAUCGAAGCGGACGUGGAGUACCUGCGGCUCACGCGGAAGGUGAUCAACGACGAGAUCACUAAGUUCGAGGACCUCAAGUGGCUUAUCGGCUGGUUCAAUAACCGCUCCGAGCUCAUCCACGAGCACAUGUGCAACACCAGAUACUUCGCCGUCGGCACCCCGCCCACGAUGUUCACGCACUCAGAAGAGUACAUGAAGCGCGCGUGCUUGUUCGACAACGUGUACAUCGAUCACGUGCCGUACGUGGUAGGCGAGGACAGUUCGCUGAUGGCUGCCGUGGCGCCACCGGUUCUGCACUGCGACGCCGCCGCCUGCACUUCCGUACCCUUCAUAGACAGCAUAAUGUUCGAGGAGCGACUGCCGCGCUCGAACGUGCGCACGGUGACGCGCUGCCAGGCGAGCUGCCGCGCGCACUGCCGCAACGACGCCGACUGCCUCAAGCGCUGCGCCGACCGCUGUCUCCGAGCCGACUAGCUAUCAACAAACUUUAUUUCACUAAAAUCAUAUCAAAAUUGUCUGUAUAUAUUAUUUUUAGUGACUUGGAAAUUAUACAUCCUAAGACCAUCGCAUUGACACAAUGGAAUUACAAAUCAAAACACUAAAUUACGCUAAAUAAAAUAGACAUAAGUACUUAAUUGAUUAAUACACCUUAUUACACAA
Manduca sexta (tobacco hornworm) is the source of this 1371-nucleotide messenger RNA. RefSeq lists its product as uncharacterized. Lineage: Eukaryota; Metazoa; Arthropoda; Insecta; Lepidoptera; Sphingidae. The coding region runs from base 82 to 1185 and encodes 367 amino acids. The record is from RefSeq and is a predicted model, not a curated record. The transcript has 10 exons.